Messenger RNA from Cebus imitator (Panamanian white-faced capuchin), 2071 nucleotides. RefSeq names its product alpha fetoprotein (gene AFP). Gene Ontology annotation, biological process: transport. Bases 97 to 1926 code for a protein of 609 amino acids. NCBI's taxonomy places the organism in Eukaryota, Metazoa, Chordata, Mammalia, Primates, Cebidae. Gene Ontology annotation, molecular function: zinc ion binding; fatty acid binding. Gene Ontology annotation, cellular component: cytoplasm; blood microparticle. The transcript has 15 exons. The record is from RefSeq and is a predicted model, not a curated record.
ACUAGUUAACAGGCAUUGCCUGAAAAGAGUAUAAAAGAAUUUCAGCAUGAUUUUCCAUAUUCUGCUCCCACCACUGCCAAUAACAAAAUAGCCACCAUGAAGUUGGUGAGAUCCAUUUUUUUAAUUUUUCUACUACAUUUUACUGAAUCCAGAACACCACGUAGAAAUGAAUAUGGAAUAGCUUCCAUAUUGGAUUCUUACCAAUGUACUGCAGAGAAAAAUUUAACUGAUCUGGCUACCAUAUUUUUUGCCCAGUUUGUUCAAGAAGCCACUUACAUGGAAGUAAGCAAAAUGGUGAAAGAUGUAUUGACUGCAAUGGAGAAACCCACUGGAGAGAAACAGUCUGCAGGGUGUUUUGAAAACCAGCUACCUGCCUUUCUGGAAGAAAUGUGCCAUGAGAAGGAAAUUUUGGAAAAGUAUGGACUUUCAGACUGCUGCAGCCAAAGUGAAGAGGGAAGACAUAACUGUUUUCUUGCACACAAAAAGCCUACUCCAACAUCCAUGCAAUUAUUCCAAUUUCCAGAACCUGUCAUGAGUUGUGAAGCAUAUGAAGAAGACAGGGAGACAUUCAUGAACAAAAACAUUUAUGAGAUAGCAAGAAGGCAUCCCUUCCUGUAUGCACCUACAAUUCUUCUUUUGGCUGCUCGCUAUGACAAAAUAAUUCCAUCUUGCUGCAAAGUUGAAAAUGCAGUUGAAUGCUUCCAGACAAAGGGAGCAUCAAUUACAGAAGAAUUAAGAGAAAACAGCUUGUUAAAUCAACAUGCAUGUGCAGUAAUGAAAAAUUUUGGACUCCAAACCUUCCAAGCCAUAACUGUUACUAAACUGAGUCAGAAGUUUACCAAAGUUAAUUUUACUGAAAUCCACAAGCUAGUCCUGGAUGUGGCCCACGUACAUGAGCACUGUUGCAGAGGAGAUGUGGUGGAUUGUCUGCAGGAUGGGGAAAAAGUUAUAUCCUAUAUAUGUUCUCAACAAGACACUCUAUCAAACAAAAUAACAGAAUGCUGCAAACUGACCCCACUGGAACGUGGUCAUUGUGUAAUUAAUGCAGAAAAUGAUGAAAAACCUGAAGGUCUAUCUCCAAAUCUAAACAGGUUUUUAGGAGAUAAAGAUUUUAACCAAUUUUCUUCAGGGGAAAAAAAUAUCUUCUUGGCAAGUUAUGUUCAUGAAUAUUCAAGAAGACAUCCUCAGCUUGCUGUCUCAAUAAUUCUAAGAGUUGCUGAAGGAUACCAGGAGUUAUUGGAGAAGUGUUUCCAGACUGAAAACCCUCUUGAAUGCCAAGAUAAAGGGGAAGAAGAAUUACAGAAAUACAUCCAGGAGAGCCAAGCAUUGGCAAAGCAAAGCUGUGGCCUCUUCCAGAAACUAGGAGAAUAUUACUUACAAAAUGUGUUUCUCAUUGCUUACACAAAGAAAGCCCCUCAGCUGACCUCAUCGGAGCUGGUGGCCAUCACCAGAAAAAUGGCAGCCACAGCAGCCACUUGCUGCCGACUCAGUGAGGACGAACUAUUGGCCUGUGGUGAGGGAGCGGCUGACAUUAUUAUUGGACACUUAUGUAUCCGACAUGAAACAGCUCCAGUAAACCCUGGUGUUGGCCAGUGCUGCACUUCAUCGUAUGCCAACAGGAGGCCAUGCUUCAGCAACUUGGUGGUGGAUGAGACAUAUGUCCCUCCUGCAUUCUCUGAUGACAAGUUCAUCUUCCAUAAGGAUCUGUGCCAAACUGAGGGUUUAGCACUGCAUACGAUGAUUCAAGAGUUUCUCAUUAACCUUGUGAAGCAAAAGCCACAAAUAACAGAGGAACAACUUGGGGCUGUCACUGCAGAUUUUGCAGGCAUGUUGGAGAAAUGCUGCCAAGGCCAGGAACAGGAAGUCUGCCUUGCUGAAGAGGGACAACAACUAAUUUCAAAAACUCGUGCUGCUUUGGGAGUUUAAAUUACAGGGGGAAGAGAAGACGAAAUGAGUCAUUUAGUGUGAACUUUUUAAUUUUAACUGAUUUAACAUUUUUUGUGAAUUAAUGAAAUCAUGAAGACUUUUAUGUGAGAUUUCCUUAUCAUAGAAAUAAAAUAUCUCCAAAUAC